Molecule: messenger RNA, 3681 nt
Organism: Castor canadensis (American beaver)
Lineage: Eukaryota; Metazoa; Chordata; Mammalia; Rodentia; Castoridae
Source: RefSeq, a predicted model, not a curated record
CUUUGUAGGACUUCCAUUUGUCUCAGCAGUUAAUGCAGGAUCAGCGCCACACUUGCCAGUACUCCUGAAGGAACAGCUCCCAUUGCAUUGGGUUGUACUUCUAGAUCACACCAUCUCUGCAUGCCAGGAGGCCAGUGUGACAUGUAUGAGUGACUGCCAGUGAAUCUGCUAUGGUGCCAAGGUUUGCUUAUUCCAUGGGAUGCUGGUUAUCAUAUUGUUAGUUCAUGAUUUCAUUUGCUUGUUAUUUCCAUGGAAAUCAGAGCAGUAUGCUAGUUUUCUAGCUUUUCCAAUACCUGCAUUUGGAAGCCUCGUAUAUAUGUGUCUACUUCACCAUUUAACGUUCUCCUCAUGCAACUUAGAAGGUUUUAAUUGGAAAGAAGAGUGGGGAUAUUGUUUGGGAGAGAGUAUGAGGAGAGAUCAUAUGAGGACUCAGUCAGAAGUUUGCUGUCUGCAAGUCAAGAAGGAAGGGCACACUAGAAACCAAGUCCUGUGGGAUCUUGAUCUUGAACUUUCCCGACUCCAGAACUCUCAUCUGCUUUUAUGAAACCUGACUUAUAAAUGGCUGAAUACUACAACAUUCCUCACUUUCAUCCUAUCUGCCACAUCUGUCAUUUGCUUCUGAAGAGUACUUCGUCAAUCAGAGAUGCAGGACUAUCCACUGGUGGCCAUCUGUGUUCAAACGUGGGACUGGGAAAUGGAAUGAAAAUAUUUGUAAAUGUACAGAUUUGCUGUGAUGGCAGUCAGAUCUAAGCAUCCUCUGAAUUCAGGAAGUACCUGUUGAAAUCCUUUAAGAUGUUUGUUUCCAGAAGACUGCAGAAGUUAAAUCAAGAUAUUUGCAGAGGAAUGAUUGACAGCUUGUGGGUAGACCAGAGAACAUUCUUCCCACCAUAACAGAGAGAAAAGUGGUAGUAUAAAAGCUCACAGGACAUGGCUGAACCUUAGCAAUGGCUGAUGGGAAAAGGAGGCUCCAGAAGAACAGUGUGAUGCCCUUUUCAGGAAAAUUUGGAACCAGGUCGUCAACAACAUCUUGAGACCCAAUGUGGAAGGGUAGACUUUGAGAUUAUUAUCAAAGUCCUGGUAAAUCAGCAUCUGUUUGUCUAAAGUUAGUCAAUGCAAUGGGCAAAAAAAGCACACCGUGGGUGUGGUUUCUUCUUUUAAUAAGAACCUUUGAAGGAAACUGACAAAAUCAUUGGUUUGCAAGGCUGGCAACAGAUCACUCCCUCUAACAACACAAAGAAAGGAAAAGCAAGGUGCUCCCCAAGGAUUAAAUAAGCUGAACAAGCCCCAGUUGUUCCGAUGCUAAUUAAAGUUUGAGGACAAGCACCCCAUGGGACAGAAUGAAAAUCCAAUAAGCCACAAGAAGGCAGUGCUCUUUUAAGUACUUUGCAGGGAAAAGAAUGCUCCAGCUCCAAGUUUCUAUCUGGUUGUUGGUGGAUCUGUAACAUCCACGGCUGGUUCCCAGGACCCCCCACCCCGAGAUUCUCUGAGGAACAUCUGUUUUUGCAGUGACCAACUAAAAUAUUGCAUUUCCCAAACUCCCUAGCAUAUAGGGGUGGCCAUGUGACAUAUUCAAUGAAGCAUAACUCCCAGUCUUUGGACCACUGACACCUGUAGAAAGGCCCUGAUCCAGACCUGCUGAGUCACAACCUGCAUUUGCAAGAUCCUUGGACUCUCUGCUUGCAGAUUCUGCAGAGAAGACUGGAGUUACACCAUGGGGACACUGCUGUCUACCUUCAAAUUGACACCAAGAGCCUCAGAGGUGACGAGAUGUCCUUGUAACCUAGCAGGGGUCAGAACCACAUGCAAGGAACCACUCUGGGAGCUUUAUGAGUAGGCCCCACCUCUCAACACCACCACACUGACUGAGGACCAAGCUUCCAACACAUGAGCCUUUACGGAACACUCUAACCAUAGCCAAACCACCACAGGCGAUAAAGGUUGACUACAUUGCUUGGCUGUUGGCCCCUUUUGGGUCCUGUGUCUCUGACCCUUUUUGCACCAUCACUUCUCUCUCUAACCAAUGACAACUGGGAGAAUCCUCUGCUGUCAAGAACUCCUGACUGUGCUAAAUGUCUCCUUCAACGCAAAUGGCAUUAAGUGCCUUGUGCAUGAAGAGGAUGUGGGCAGGCACUGGCUGAGAUGAAUCGUAACUCCCUUGUCUAUGAAAUGAGAAUAUAAAAGUCUACCUCCUGUGAGAACUAAAGGCAACGGGACAAAUGAAGAGGCUAAACACAACCACACAGAUCGAAGACAUCAUCACAAAGAUGCAAGAUGACAAGACAGGGGGUGUGCCCAUCAGAACAGUCAAGAGCUUUCUCUCCAAAAUCCCCAGUGUCGUCACAGGUACUGACAUUGUGCAGUGGCUUAUGAAGAACCUUUCCAUAGAGGACCCAGUUGAAGCAAUACACUUGGGAAGCCUUAUAGCCGCCCAGGGCUACAUCUUUCCGAUCUCAGAUCAUGUUCUCACCAUGAAGGAUGAUGGCACCUUUUAUCGUUUCCAGGCUCCUUACUUCUGGCCUUCAAACUGCUGGGAACCUGAAAACACUGACUAUGCCAUCUAUCUCUGUAAGAGGACCAUGCAGAAUAAAGCAAGGCUGGAACUGGCGGAUUAUGAAGCAGAAAACUUAGCAAGACUCCAGAGAGCCUUUGCAAGGAAAUGGGAAUUCAUCUUUAUGCAAGCAGAAGCACAAGUAAAGAUUGAUCGAAAAAAGGACAAGACAGAAAGGAAAAUAUUGGAUAGUCAAGAACGGGCCUUUUGGGAUGUCCACAGGCCAGUGCCAGGCUGUGUGAACACAACGGAAAUGGAUAUUAGAAAAUGUCGACGUUUGAAGAAUCCACAAAAGGUUAAAAAGUCAGUGUAUGGCGUGACUGAGGAAUCCCAGAGCCCUGUGCACAUACCCAGCCAGCCAAUCAGGAGAACAACAAAAGACGACAUCCGGAAACAGAUAACAUUUUUGAAUGCACAGAUUGACAGACACUGUUUGAAAAUGUCCAAAGUGGCUGAAAGUUUAAUUGCUUACACGGAACAGUACGUGGAAUACGAUCCUUUCAUUACGCCAGCAGAACCAUCUAACCCUUGGAUCAGCGAUGACAUCACUCUAUGGGACAUAGAGAUGAGCAAAGAGCCCAGCCAGCAGCGAGUAAAAAGAUGGGGCUUCUCUUUUGACGAGAUUUUGAAGGACCAGGUGGGGCGGGACCAGUUCCUUCGAUUCCUGGAGUCGGAAUUCAGUUCAGAAAACCUCAGGUUCUGGCUGGCUGUUCAAGAUCUAAAGAAACAACCCCUCCAGGAUGUGGCUAGAAGGGUGGAAGAAAUCUGGCAAGAGUUUCUGGCUCCAGGAGCCCCAAGUGCAAUCAACCUGGAUUCUCACAGCUAUGAGAUCACCAGUCAGAAUGUCAAAGAUGGAGGGAGACACACAUUUGAAGAUGCCCAGGAGCACAUCUACAAGCUGAUGAAAAGUGACAGCUAUGCCCGCUUCCUCCGGUCCAAUGCUUACCAGGACCUGCUGCUGGCCAAGAAAAAGCCAGAAAGUGAGCAAGGUCGUAGAACUUCCCUAGAAAAGUUCACUCGCAGUGUGAGUCUGAGUGGACAAGCUGACACCAAGUCAUCUCAACAAGGCCAGGAGAAGAACACACUCCCAGAGGCCUCAGACCAAAGAUGAACUGCCCACGCUGUUCUCCCAU